AUGUUUCGUUUUACCGGCGUUUCUCGCCAGAGGGCGGGGGCUGUCUCCCACCCUCCCUCUCUGGCCUCUCUCUCGGCUGCGUGUUCCCCUCCUCGUCUGGUGAAAGCACAGACGCCUCGCAUCUGCAGAGCUUCGUCUUCUGACAAUUCUUCUCCCUCUCAAUCCUCUCUCUUGUGCUCACCUGCAGCUGUGUCUCCUGGCCUCCUUUCUUCUCUGGCCCCUCCUGUUCUGCCUCUUCCCCGCGGAUCCGCGUCUCCCCUCGUUCCUGUCUCCUCUCUCAACACUGUACCCUCUCCCUCUCCUGCCUCUUCUCUCUCUCCUGUCGCCGCUCUCUCUCCUGUCUCCUCUGUCGCUUUUGCCUCGUCCGCUUUUUCUUCUCUUGCGGCGAAACCGACGAAAGACGGAGAUCAGCCAGGCGCGCCUGCAUCGGCGGGAAGCCCCAGCGCGGAAGUCUCCACAAAAGCCGACCCCGUCCCGGCGGAGCCCAGAGUCGAGGAGACACUUGAGGAGACAGGAGACCCUACGCAGCAGCUCGAGUUCUGGGUAACUCGCCUGCGUGCAGACAAGGACAGCGGGGCUCUUUACAUGUUGAGAGACAUUCUCAAGAAGCCCGAGAAAGUCGGACGUCCCGCGACGAGCGCUUCUGCCUCGCCUUCCCUCGGGGAACGGUCAGAUAAAGCGCCAAGCCAAGAUGCUAGCCACGCUUCCUGCCUUCCGCUGGAGACAGAAGACAUUCUUGAUCAGCUGCAAGAUCUCUUGCGAGCCCAUGGCGAAAUGACAGCAGAGGUUGGAGAGCUUCUGAGUUACCGACACCAGACGAGGCGAGAGGGUAGACAGGAGCUUCUUGCGCUCGGCUUCACAGGAUUUUCCACUGCGUUUGCGGCGGCGAUCCACCCCUUUUUCUUCCUCGGUACCCUGAUCGGCAUGCGCUCCCUUUUAAAAGCUCGCGCACCUGAACUCGAUCGUGAAGCUGGGGCGCGACGGCUUCAGGAGAUCCGAGACUCUCUCCAGACUCAGGAGAAACAGAUCUUCAAACUUUCAGAGAUGCUGCUGGAGUUGGAGGGCGUGAAACGCCCGACACACGGCGCACACACGGGAGAGAGAAACGGAAACCGCGUUUGA
Molecule: messenger RNA, 1122 nt
Organism: Neospora caninum
Lineage: Eukaryota; Apicomplexa; Conoidasida; Eucoccidiorida; Sarcocystidae
Exons: 5
Coding region: 1-1122 (373 amino acids)
Source: RefSeq, a predicted model, not a curated record